GUCUCCUGUCGAUCGUCGGAAGUAGCAACCACGCACCAAGCUCUGAGGCUGAGCUUUCAUUAAAUCGGCUUCUCCCCUCUCAUGUUCUCUGCUCCCACCACGCACCAAGUACCAACGCAACGCAACGCCCGCGGCAGGGCACAAACCCGCAAUGGCGACCUCGUCGCUUUCUUGCUCCUCCUCCCUCGUCUUGAUCCUCCUCCUCGUCGCCGUCACGCCGGUCCCGGGCGCCUCCGAGCGACGCCUGCCCAUCACGACCACCGUGACCAAGUGCUACCCAGCGACCAACGCCACCAACAGCACCGCGUUCAGCGCCGACGUGCUCUCGCUCCUCGCCGCACUCCCCGCCGCCGCCGAGCCCACGGGCUUCGCCACCCUGCGCUCCGGCCACGCGUUCGCGCGGGGCCUCUGCUUCGACUACGCCGCGCCGUCCGUGUGCCACCGGUGCCUGUCCCUGGCGGCCAAGAACCUCAACCUCACCUCAGGCUGCGGCGCCAACAGCCACAGAGCCGGCAUCUGGAGCGACGGCUGCUUCCUCUCCUACGCCGACAACAAUGCCACCACGGCAAGCGAGGACGCCCUGCGCCCGCGCGUCAUCUCCGGCGCCGACCCGCAAGGCGGCAGCGCCUCCUACUCCGAGCUGCAGCGGCUCGCCUCCGUCGCUCAGUUCCUGGCGGCGCCCGCGGCCGUCAACGACAGCAUGCUGGCCACCGUGAACGCGACCGCCGUGUCGUGGGACUACGCAGCUAGGAGCACGACGCGAGUUCUGGCGCAGUGCGCGAGGGACCGCACGGCGGCGGAGUGCGACCGGUGCCUCGAGUACUCGGCGCUGGUGGCCGCAAGCUGCUGCUGGGGACUCGACCCUUGGCGUGACGGCGUGGCGGCCGCCGUCCUUGGAUUCAACUGCUACCUCCGCUUCGAGGUCUCCACCGAACGGGUGCCCCUGCGACAGAGGAUCGGAAUGGUGGUGAACCAUUAUCCUUUCACAACCACGGUGUUGUUCGCACUCGUCGUGCUUCUGGUUAUGGGGGGGUUUGGCCAUACUGAUUCGGAUGAUUAAGACUUGCUGGAUGAAGAGAAAGAUCAGGGCCGGCAACAACGCCAGGAAUGCAGCAGCAGCAUCAGCAACGGUGGAAGCACCUCCGGCGCGGGGUGGAGUUGGCGCACGUCCACAGGGCUCAAGCUAGCUAGGAUGGUGAUCUGGGCAAGGAUGGAGGAUCUAGCUAAGCGAUCUGCAGCGACGAAGCGCGUACUCCUACAAGCCCAGGACAAGGAUCAUCUCGUUUCUCUUAACCGUUUGUUGUUAAGCGUACUAAUUAGCCCACCAUUGAUGUGAACCUAGAAGUAACAAUCCAGAAACACGACUGUUGUUUUUCUUCC
This is a messenger RNA of Lolium perenne, 1380 nucleotides long. RefSeq lists its product as uncharacterized. The record is from RefSeq and is a predicted model, not a curated record. NCBI's taxonomy places the organism in Eukaryota, Viridiplantae, Streptophyta, Magnoliopsida, Poales, Poaceae.